GAUGCAGCAACUAUAACAGAAUAAUACAGCUGUUAUAGGAAUCCCCACCUGGCCGAUCUAGAAACACUCAUGGCUGCUCUCAUUUGUGCCCUGCGGCCAGUGUGUCGUGGCGGGACGGUGCAAACCCAGCCGAGCAGGGAAGCUGAACUGUCCAUACCGCUGGAUCGCGGCAUCACCCAGCUCCCUUCCGCCGGCGCAGCUCCAGCUGGCCACAGCGUGACGCUUGCAGCCUGCGCUGUGUUUUGGAAGCGACACCCGGGGCAGACCCCGCCGGGGAGCACGCCCUCCCGGGCGCGGUUGGCAGCCGGGCUGCGGCGGGCGGGGCGGGCCUUGGCUGCCCGCGCCUUGGCGAUGCUCGCUGGCUGCCAGAGCGCGGGGAGCGGCGGCGCGGGCGGCAUGUGGGCAGCGGCCCCUCUCCCGCUCCUGCUCCUGCUCCUGCUCGGGCUGCUCCUGCUGCUCCUGCUGCUGCUGCCGCCGCUGGCGCGGCUGUGCCGGCGCGGGGCGGCGCGGCUGGAGCCGGCCGGCCGGGCCGUGCUCAUCACGGGCUGUGACAGCGGCUUCGGGCACCUGCUGGCGCUCCGCCUGCACCGCCUGGGCUUCACCGUGUUCGCGGGCUGCCUGUGCCCCGGCGGGGACGGGGCGCGGCGGCUGCAGCGGGAGGCGGGCGGCGCCGGCCGGCUGCGCGUCCUGCGGCUCGACGUGACCCGCGCCCGCGACGUGCGCGCCGCCAAGGAGCUGGUGCUCAGCCAGCUGCCCGAGCGAGGUUUCUGGGGCCUUGUCAACAAUGCAGGAAUAUCAACAUUUGGUGAGACAGGGUGGCUGCCUAUGGAGACAUAUGAAAAAUUUGCAGAUGUGAAUCUCCUUGGGAGCAUCAGGACAACCCUGGCAUUUCUUCCCCUUCUAAGGAAAUACAAGGGACGUAUUGUUUUCAUGUCCAGCAUCAUUGCCUAUUUCACUCUGGGUAAUGGCAUUUAUUCUAUGACCAAGGCAGCUAUUGAAAAAUUUUGUGAUGCUUUAAGACUGGAAAUGAAAAAGUUUGGUGUCCAGGUAAGUGAUGUAACAAAACCUGGAAACCAGGUAAGUGAUGUAAUGAGUUAUGUGAAACAGAGUAACAAAGAUAGAAGCUCAGAAAUGCUUUCAUGGGUGCAGCUUCCUUCUGGAAAGAGGCGGUCUGUCUGUGGCUCAUCACUCAGCUGGAAAUCACUGGGAACAGCAGUCCUGGGGGAUGUUUUUGGUUCUGAGAAGCUGCUGGGUAACAGUCUGUGUGCCAGCACUGAAACUUCCACAUCCUCUGCAGUGGAGAAGCUUCCUGACACAGGCCUGCCUGAGCUCCCACCAGCAGCAAGGAACCCAAAUGUUCCCUGGGGGGCUGCAAAGAGCCCAGACGCUGAGAGCUGUGCAGCCAGAACUUGUCACUUGCCUGAGGGGUUCUUCCUCUCCUCUUACAGCUCCAACUCCUUGUUUUUAGUGAGAACAGCUCGCUGCAAGAGGCAGCAUUGUACAGAGUAGUUAUGUUUUUAUUCUCUUAACCUAAGAGGCUCUCAGAGUGCUCUUAGUGCCCUAAGCAACUCUAAUAGUCAAACCUGAAGCUUAGAUCCCUAAGUAGCUUCACUGGGCUUUUUCCUUGGAGUCACUCUACUGCUGAAGCACUUUUCUCAAACACUCGAAGUCUUCCCUGUCAGGUUUGCAUUGGUGUGCUGUUCAUGUACACAGAUUUACAGCAUUGUUCAUAAGCUUUGUGUUGGAAAAUAUUACAGCUAUGCAUGUGUUAGCUACCCCCGUCAGAUAAAUAUGAGGGGCUGUAAAAUACAAGUGACUUUACACAUCCUAAUACCACACAGCAUGAUGAGGAUUUCUGCUGAUUAGCUGAGGAUAAUCUCAAAUGCAUGGAAGGGCUUAGUUUAACAGGUUAGCUACUCUGGUUGAUUUGGGAUUUUUCUUUUUCCACCUCUGCAGUAGUCCCAGCAGAUAACUGAGGGAGCCAGGCUGACAAACAUUUCUGGAGUAUCUUUGAGAGGUAUUUUUCUGUUUCUUGCUGUAUGCAAGAUGCUGGCUGGCACUUGCCUGAGAACCUGCCCUGUGGAGAGCCUACAAAAUACACGGUCCCUUUUUGCUGUGCUCUGUUGUCCUGUCUGUCCUUUCAGGAGAAGCUGCACAGGGGUGGCAAGGAGCAGAUGGAGCUAUGGCUCUGUCCCACUGAACUCUGGCCAGGCAAGCUGACAGCCUACAGGAAACAAAGUGGGUGUCUUCCAGUAGAAAGGCUACAGAAAAUGUGGGAAGGACAAAAACCAAACCAUCUCUCCUUCUUUCCAAGCCAGCUCCAAAAAAGGAAGCUUCCAAAACCCUUUGUUAACAAUAAAUGUGGGAAGUUUACUAUUUAGCUGCUACCAAACACACUUCUAAAUAGCACCAGAAGGGAGGGCUCCCGAGGAUUCUGUGUGACAAACCUGCUUGAGGCAGUAUGAAGCUGUUCCAGCUGUGCACACCAUCCCUCUGCUGGGGUUUGUCUGCAUCCCUCCCUUCUCCCCGUGCACAGGACCUGCACCCCAGCCCUCCUGAGAGCAGCGAGUCCAUCACCAUGCAGGCCAGCAGGCAGGGACUCACACAGCUGGGCUGCCUGGCUGAGUGAACACAUCAGGCUUUUAUAUCAUCACAGCCUUCCCAGAGAAUGCCUGUCAGAUCCCCAAGUCUCUGACACAGCUCAGCAUGGGUUUUCCUCACCUUGUGUUGCAGUCUUUAGAAAUCAGGUCAGUUCAAUGCCAUGGAGCUUUUAAUGUUGCAUAUCUACAAAUAGUUUGAACAAGGCUGCUGCUAACUGCUGCUGUGAGUGCUCAGCCUGCUCCAAAACUCCCUGGAAUACUCAGAAGGGAGCAGAACACCAGCAACACACAAAGAAAACGUGGAGCAGCAAAGGACUUGUGUGCUUUCAUUUAAAUCUGUGUGCACAAAUCUACAGAAAUCUGCUGAUGGCCUUGGUGAGAGGCAGAGCAGGACCUUUGGUCCCCCUGUUCUUCACUGACAAGACCUAGUUUACUUUUAAUUUCACCUUCUUGGGGAAAACAGCACUUCUUUCCCUAGGACCCAGUAAUUUUCUUUGGUGUCUCCUUUUGUCCCAAAUUGGGUCAAAAAUUAUCAAUCACAAGGCUCUCCACUGAGUGAAAAAAUCCAAAGUAUUCCACUUUGGAGAUACCAAAGUCAUACUGAAAUGCUUUGUCUCAGUAUUGUCAAAACAUUUACUCUUAAGUGUUGUACAGCAAUCAAAGAUGCUCUGUUGCUUUCUGUGAGAGUGUGCUGAGUAUUCAAAACAAGAACAUUAACAUCAGAGUGAAAUGAGGAAGUCAGAAUAAAGCACCUCUGCACCUUAAAUAUUUCACAAAAAUAUAUUUGAUUUCAAGUUUCCAGGGUUAAAAUUUCAACAAAGCAGCAUUUUCUGUCUGGCUGUAGAGAGCUUUUGGUCUGACUGUAGUAUUUAAUUGAAUUCACAAUGGCUGAUUGCACCUGGGUAAGUUUUACAUCUCGCUUUCAGGUCUGUAUUAUCCAGCCAGGAAAUUAUGCACGCUCUACAAAAAUUCAGCCACCGCUCAGCGCCGAAGAGAUCUGGAGUGAACUGAGUGAAGAGGAAAAGGCUGUUUACAACAAGGAGUACGUUCAAGAGCGGGCAGACUUUU
Molecule: messenger RNA, 3668 nt
Organism: Passer domesticus (house sparrow)
Lineage: Eukaryota; Metazoa; Chordata; Aves; Passeriformes; Passeridae
Product: D-beta-hydroxybutyrate dehydrogenase, mitochondrial-like
Exons: 3
Coding region: 70-1509 (479 amino acids)
Cellular component (GO): intracellular membrane-bounded organelle
Source: RefSeq, a predicted model, not a curated record